Messenger RNA from Akanthomyces muscarius, 4314 nucleotides. RefSeq lists its product as uncharacterized. The record is from RefSeq and is a predicted model, not a curated record. Gene Ontology annotation, biological process: transmembrane transport. Gene Ontology annotation, cellular component: membrane. Bases 1 to 4314 code for a protein of 1437 amino acids. Gene Ontology annotation, molecular function: ATP binding; ATP hydrolysis activity; ABC-type transporter activity. Lineage: Eukaryota; Fungi; Ascomycota; Sordariomycetes; Hypocreales; Cordycipitaceae. The transcript is spliced from 7 exons.
AUGGCUUCUGCACUCACUGAUCAAGCAUUCUGGCCACCACAAGAAGCAAUCUUGGAUCUCACUCUGGCCUUUGAAGAUGUCAUUCUCAAGAUUCUUGUCUCUGGCAUUUUUGUUGCCAUCUCCCCUCUCGUCGCUCGGCAUUUUCUAGGCAACCCUCUUUUUGUUCGAUCGAGUCCGCUACUAUGGACCAAGCUGACUGUGACUGUCGCCUUGGUUGCAAUACUCAUUGCAAGUCUCGGUUUCCGGGUGACGUCCAGCCAAUUCCGUCCUGGGACUGCUCUGCCUGCAGCGGCGCUGGAUCUCCUGGCUGUCAUCGCCGUCGGCACUAUUGUCCAUGUGGAACACCGACGCGCCAUUGGCACGUCGGCCUUUUCUAGCGUCUAUCUCUUCCUCAGUAUUGUUACGGACAUCAUCAGAAGCCGCUCGUUCUUUAUUCGUCCUGGCUUGACCACCCUCGGUGCGCUGGCUGCCGCCGCCGCCGCUCUUCGAGCUGUUCUUCUGGGGCUCCAAGAACUCUCAAAGAGGAACCUGCUCGUUGACCCUCAGCUGCAAGAGAUGAUUGGAUAUGAAGUGAUCAGUGGCUUUUGGAGUCGAUCUUUCUUUGUCUAUCUGUACCCACUGUUGGCCAAGGGUUUCCGCGGCGCUCUUGUCUUGUCUGACCUGAAUCCCUUGGGGCCGGAUUUUGCUGCGAGUACGCUGUAUCCCCAGCUCAAGUAUCACUGGGGCAAAGCAGAUCGACUAUCCGGUAAAGCCCUCUUCUUCUCCUGCAUUUGCAGCUGGAAGCUUCUUUUUGCGUCCAUCGCCCUUCCCCGCCUCGGUCAGAGCGGGUGCACCCUCGCCCAGCCCUUUAUCCUACAUCGGACCAUCCUUGUGAUUGGCGACGAGACUGUGGGAAAUGUCGAAAGAGGCCUUCUCCUCAUUGCAACAAUACUAUCAUUCGGCGGCGCCGUUGUAUGCAAGACGAUGACAGCUCAUUUGAGCACUCGCCUCAAUACUCGCAUUCGUGGUGCCCUCAUUUCCCAAAUGUUCGACAAGAGCCUUCGAAUCUCACAAUCGGAAGCCAAAAAGUCGGCCGCAAUCACUUUAAUGAGCGCGGAUAUAGAAGGAAUUGCGUCUGGCCUGCCGCAGAUAUAUGAACUCAUCAUGACACUCGUGGAGCUCGGCCUAGGCGUCUAUAUCCUAUCGCUCUUUGUCGGGCACUCAUGCUUUGUCGUUCUUGCACCAUUGGUGGCAUCGGCCAUUGGCACCUAUUUCAUCGGGAAUUGGAUGGCUACGGCAUUCGCGGCGUGGAAUAAGAGUAUCGAAGUCAGGGUGUCAAAAACGUCAAAAGUGAUCGAUCAGCUCAAGGCAAUCAAAAUGUUUGGAUUGGGCCCGACAAUCAGCAUAUAUCUUCAGAAACUGCGCGAGGUAGAGACAGCCUCUUCCAACAAGUUUCGUGCCCUACAAUCAGUCUCGGUCGUGGCAGUCCUUUGCGCAGAGUUUGUCACGCCCGUAGUGGUGAUUGCCGCAGCCCUCUUCUGGAACACCUUCAGCGGGAGGCUCUCCGCUGCUACGGUGUUUCCCAGUCUUUCCAUCGUAGCUCUGAUCAAAGAUCCGCUAUCUUUGUUGCUAGGUGGGUAUCCUUCAAUGAAGGCCAUGUUCAGCUGCUUCGAGCGCAUACAGGAUUUUCUGAAACUGGAAGAACGAAAAGACCCUCGAAUAAUCAGGAGCUCAGUGCCCGAGAACCAGGGCUCGGAGCCAAAACGCUCCUCUUACCCGGUCGUCGAAUUUUCCGGCGCGAGCGUCGCGCCAGUCGGAACCCAAACACCCGUCCUCAAAGACCUCAAUUUCGCACUGCUGCCCGGCUCCGUUACUGGGGCAGUGGGAAUCAAUGGCUGUGGAAAGUCUUUGAUGCUGCAAAGUAUCUUGGGCGAGGCCGAGAUUCCGCACGGAAACAUUUGUCUCAGCGAGACUGAUGUUGCAGUGUGUGGGCAAACAGUCUGGCUACGAAACGCCACCGUCAAGGAAAAUGUCGUUGGACCAUUGCCAUAUGACGAUGUACUUUUCAGAAAAGUGAUGCACUGCUGUCUCCUGGACCAAGACCUCGAGUUGUUGCCUCAAGGCGCCGAUUACGUUGUCGGUAGCGGAGGGUCCCGCCUGAGCGGUGGCCAGAGGCAGCGCGUGGGACUUGCUCGGGCACUAUAUGCUCGUAAAGCUUUAGUCUUACUAGACGAUGUUUUUAGCUCGCUCGAUCACAGGACCGCCGUCUCUAUUUUAUUCAGGCUGUGCGGCGCAGAGGGCAACCUCAGAGAGUCCCAGUCCACUGUCGUAUUUUGCACAUUUUUGCCCGAGUGUCUUGAUGUUGUUGAUCAACUAAUCGUGUUCGACGGCGAAGGACACGCAAAGCUGGAGGUCAAUUCUUCGGAAAAGGAUGCUCGCAUGCAAACGAUUCGCUCUUUAAACCCUGAAAAGAUUACUGAAGCAGAAAACGAUGCCGCCCAGAAGCAAGAGCCGGAAAAGGUACAGCUUAAAUCCGCUACCAGUUCGGAGGAGAAAAACGAAGCUGUUCAGAAGGGGGACAUGAGUCUUUAUUGGCUUUUUAUCGACCCUAUUGGCAGAUACAAGUUGCUUCUCUGGGCCGCUGUGAUGUGCAUUGGGUCGAUUUUCGAGCUGGCCCCUGAUGUGUACAUGCGGUUAUGGAUCGAACAUGCCCCUGAGAAUAACCUCUUUUUUAUCGGGUAUGCAUUGAUUGCAGUGGUUGCUGUUUUCAUCUUUAUUGGCGCGGUCUCUGUGUUUUUGAUCAAACUUAUGCCACGUGCCUCGCUCAGCUUACACCAACAACUUGUUGACACCGUUCUACGCGCGACUCUCGGAUUUCUGGGUACUACCGACAACGGUGUUAUGAUCAACCGCUUUAGCCAGGACAUGACAUUGAUCAUCCGCGCCCUUGUCAUUACCUUUGUUCGAACAACCACUAUGUUCUUCACGACAACAAUUCAGGCUGGCAUUAUCGCGUCCGGCUCCUCAUACAUGGCCAUCAUUCUACCAUUCAUUGCCAUUGCCGUCUACUUCAUUCAGCGCUUUUACCUUCGCACGUCGCGACAAGUACGUGCCAAUGAUUUAGAGACCAAAUCGCCGCUGUACACUCAUUUCCAGGAAACAACCGAUGGCCUGGUACAUAUCCGGGCAUUCGGUUGGCAGAAGGCAAACCUUGAAGAAGCCUUCAAGUUUUUAGACGACUCCCAAAAGGGCGUCUACUACAUGGAUUCUAUCCAGCAAUGGCUCCAACUCAUCUUGGGUCUGCUAAGCACAGUGAUCGCUGCCGUCUUGAUGACUCUGACGCUCUUUGUCACUAAAUCUACGUCGGAAACGGCAGUGGGCCUCGCUUUUCUCAACUUGAUCUUGUUUGGGAAGACGAUGGAGCAGCUCAUUAGUGCUUGGACUGGGUUGGAGACUUCCGUGGGAGCUCUGGCUAGGCUACGAGAUUUUAUGAAGAGCACACCGGAAGAACCGAAUGACAGGCACAAGGCCGUGCCGAGCAACUGGCCAUCGCACGGCGCUAUUGAGCUGACCGAUGUUACCGCUCGAUACAGUGAUGAUCCGCACCUUCCGCCAAUCCUCAAGAAUAUUUCGCUCUCUAUCGGCGCAGGGCAAAAAGUAGGAGUCGUUGGCCGUACUGGAAGCGGCAAAAGUUCUCUGUUUUUGGCCCUUCUCGGCUUCCUUCAAUAUGACGGUACUAUCAAGAUUGACGGUAUCGACAUUUCGCAGGUCCCGCUGGACGAGCUACGCUCCCGCGUCGUAACCAUUUCGCAGGACCAGAUUAAGCUAGAUGCUUCUGUUCGCAUUAAUUUGCUGCCAUUCACGCUCAACACGCCGACGGCAGCGACCGACGAAAAAAGGUCACAAGAAGCCGAGCGACAGGACCUGAGGCUCAAGGAGCUGCUGACACGUCUCGGCAUCUGGGGCCCGCUGGAACAGGGAGGGCUAGAUGCCAUGCUUGACGAUGUUAGGUACUCGCAUGGUCAGAUGCAGCUACUCUGCCUGGCGCGGGGCAUCGUGCGCUGUCAAGACACGGGCAGCAGGGUGGUGCUCAUUGACGAGGCGACGAGCAGCGUGGAGCGGGGGAUGGAGAAGACGGCCCAGGAGGUCAUGAACGAGUACUUUGCAAACUGCACGGUGCUGGUCAUUGGGCAUCGCGAAUCUAGUAUUAGAGGCGUCGAGUCGACAUUGGAACUUUCGCAGGGUGAGAUUGUACGCACUGAGCCGACCCGGCCUCGUUCAGACGAGGAGGUGGACUCGGACUAUUGGUCAUGGCCGCGCUUGUCAUGGACUUGA